AUGUCUGGCCAACUGACUCAACCGUCACCCUCCUUCUCUCAGCAGGGUCAGGUGGAUUGGGUCGCUCUUUCCAACUCGUCUGUCAAUUUUUCGGUCGCAGCCCUGGCCAGGUUCUCUAGAGCUGGCGUUGACGCGCUUACGGUGCAGAUGGGCAGAACCUUAGGCUCGAUAUUCCGCCUUGCACCUCACGUACAGGAAGAAAUGCACAGGGCUAUCCGAGCACUAAAGAGAUACGGGUUAUGUCAGGAUGUGUUAUGGUUCGGUUUUGGUGUCAAGCAAAUCAUCACCGAUUUCUCGGAUACUGAGGAGGGAUUGUCCUUUAUCACCCUUUGCUCGGCUUUGCUAACGACCUUUGAUUCUGCGUAUGUCGCUCGUGUUCUGCGGGAAAUGUGCCUCAGGCUAAAGUCUCCGGAAGGCUUCACGCCAUCUAUCCUACAGUGGAAGCUCCUUGUCGACAUAUGUUCAGGGAUACUGAUUGGCUCACACUUUAGUCGCGUACUGCAUGGAUUUUGUUUCACGACCUUGGAUUCGGUCUGGAACGCCAGUCGACGGCAAAUGGACCCAGAAACGUUUGCUGAGGCAUUGCUGGAGGCAACUCUAGUACACCGUGGAUCUACCGAAAGUCUUGUUUUCUGCGGCAAUGCUGAUUGUUCGUUGCUUGCAGCCUUUGCAGAGCAGUUCCUCUGCCUCGAUAUUUCUAUCUUUGGCACCGGCCGUACAGUCCUGCACAGGUCUCAGAAAAGACACAGCGACUUCCCACAAUUGACAUUCAUACGUGACGCAAAUGACAUUGAAGACUUCGCGAUGACCCAAAAAUUGACGCUUUCACCAGUCAAUCAUAAGCUAGUGCAGAUCGAACGUAAUGGUAACGUCAUAAUGAAUGUGUGUUUACGCUCGUCCUGGGACACGGUCUUGCAAGACGCUUUUGGCGAGAGUCUUGCUUUCUGGCUAUCUGAAAAGUGGUCACCUUUCUUACUCCCCUUGGUUCAACGCAUAGGGUCAGGUAAUUCAAUCGCUGAAAGGUAUUACCCCCUUUUCGAAACAGUUACCACCUUAUCCGAGGCACUUCCACAAACGUUUGGGACAAAACAGAGCAGGGAUAUGCCUCAUCAUGUCCUGAAGAUGUUACCAGAGCUUAGGCAAUGCCCUUUCGACACAUCUCUAGCUGAUGACGACGAGCUAAAAGAAAUGUUAUACCUGGCACCUACCUGCAUGCAUUCAAAUUCGACGUUUUGUCAGGGUGGGGAGUGUAAGAUGUCAGUCCUUGGCGCCAUAAGCAUCUUCGUCCGGGUUCUGGCGUCGUCCGAUAUUGAUGAGGAGGUCACACCGUCUAGUCUUGGUCUGGUUCACCUCCGCAAUCUGCUCUUUAACUCUCCGACGGAUUCGAGUAAGUAUAAGAAUCGGACAAGUCCCGUACAAAUGGUCCAAGCUAUCUUUACUGGCCAACUUCUUGAGAUAGCAGACCAUGUUAUUGGAGUUCCCGCUGAGUCAGGUCGAGGUAUUUGCGUGUAUCGCGCUGGCAUUGAAAACCCAUCUAGCGAGCUUGAUACGGCCUUGAGGCUUCAAAUUGUCCGGUAUGUGCUUUCCAAUUACGGUGACACCUCAAGAAUCGCAAAUGAUUAUUUCAGAGGAUACCUCGCGAGCAACCAUCAACAAUACAGAAGAUUAAUCGAUUUACUUGACAAUCCUUAUGAUUCUGUCUGGUCCAGUAAGGAGAUACAAGUCUCAAAUCAACAAUAUCAGAAGCCAUGGCUGCCGCAAGCAUCUGGCGCCAUCCAUAGAAGGCUCUUGCUUAAGGAGACCGAAAAGAUCUCGCAAUUGGAAAUCGCAUACAAGAUGCACUGUCCUAGCGUGCAUGCCAACGAACAAUGGGCAAAAGUUGGCCUGGAGCAUAUGAUGAAAACUUUCAACGCCGUCACCCAUCAAGCAGAGUGCGGUGCAUGGUGUCAGACGUUUGCUUGUCUGCUUGAUGACAACACACUACAUCAACCAAUGAUGGACUCGAAACGUCUCCAAAUUACCUACAAGCGACCAGAGGUUGAACGAAUCCAAAGGAUGCUCCGAGAAGUCAUCGUUCCACAAAAGCAUUUUAUCUUGGGGUACACCGCAAGAGAUGCAGAUAUGCGUUCUGCAAGCCGCCAAGACAAAGGCUGUCAUCUCUACGUUGGUGAUCCUUAUGUACUCUACCUCCAAUGGCUUCUCCAAUCUGAUGGAACCCACAACAUAUUUCUUUCUGCGUUUACGAACUGCCUCGCUUGCGUGAUCAGGGGUAUGGUGAGGCACAAACAUUAUGAUUAUGACAAACGCUUGAUGAAUGAUGGAAAUAUCGACGAAGGAACUGUCAGUGCCUUCCAUUUCAAUGGUCUGAACGACAAAGAAGAAGUUCUUGACUUCACCUGCGGCGCCCUGGGAAAGGGAAUCCACCGCGAUUGCAUGGUGGUGACUUCGAAUACCGGAAGGACGAAUAUAGAUCAGGUGCCCGUAGGGUUGGCAGAGAAGCAGUCCGAGGAGCAAUUCGAAGAGGAGGCCGAGGAGAAGGCCGAGGAGGAGACAGAGGAGGAGGCAGGGGACCACCCGAAAAAGGAAUCAGAUGAUGAGUAG
This is a messenger RNA of Bacidia gigantensis, 2601 nucleotides long. RefSeq lists its product as uncharacterized. The transcript has 2 exons. The coding region runs from base 1 to 2601 and encodes 866 amino acids. The record is from RefSeq and is a predicted model, not a curated record. NCBI's taxonomy places the organism in Eukaryota, Fungi, Ascomycota, Lecanoromycetes, Lecanorales, Ramalinaceae.